This is a messenger RNA of Scheffersomyces stipitis CBS 6054, 1185 nucleotides long. RefSeq names its product bifunctional diacylglycerol cholinephosphotransferase/ethanolaminephosphotransferase (gene EPT1). Gene Ontology annotation, biological process: phospholipid biosynthetic process. Gene Ontology annotation, cellular component: membrane. NCBI's taxonomy places the organism in Eukaryota, Fungi, Ascomycota, Pichiomycetes, Serinales, Debaryomycetaceae. Gene Ontology annotation, molecular function: phosphotransferase activity, for other substituted phosphate groups. The record is from RefSeq and is a predicted model, not a curated record. The coding region runs from base 1 to 1185 and encodes 394 amino acids. The transcript has a single exon.
AUGGGGAUCUUCAUUCCAAUCAACAAGUUGGAAAACUUGAAAUUGUACAAGUAUUCCUCAGAAGACCACUCGAUCAUCUCUAGGUACAUCUUGAAGAGAUGGUGGAACUACUUUGUUCAGAUUAUCCCACUUAACGUGGCGCCCAAUCUUGUGACUUUGUCUGGGUUGUUCUUUGUCUUAGCUAACUUAGCCUGUGUGUUCUAUUACGAUCCAUACUUGAACACAACUUCGCCAAAAUGGUGCUAUUUCUUCUACGCUUUUGGCUUGUUCAUGUACCAGACCUUAGAUGGGUGUGAUGGAUGUCAUGCUAGAAGAACUGGCCAGAGUGGACCCUUGGGUGAACUCUUUGACCAUUCCAUCGAUGCGAUCAACACCACAUUGGGUGCCCUUGUCUUUGCUUCUGUUUUGAAGAUGGGCUAUGGUGGCUUGUUGAUGUUGUCGCAAUUUGCUUCGGUGUGUAAUUUCUACACUUCCACCUGGGAGGAAUACCACACCCACACCUUGUAUCUUUCUGAGUUCAGUGGCCCUGUAGAAGGCAUCUUGAUGAUUAUUGUAGUCUUUGUUGUGACCGGGAUCUUUGGCCCUGACAUCUGGAACGUGAAGUUGUUCGACUUGAACUUGUCGUCGUUGGGCUACGACAAGUAUGAAGUCAGUAGCUCAAUCUUCUACGUCAUCAUUGGUUUGUCCUCGUUGUAUUUCAACAUUAUUUCUGCCAUGAAAAAUGUCAACAAGUACUACGAAAAGCAUAAUCCAGACCCUGAAGUGGCAAAGAAGAAGUCUGAUGAGUCCUACAAGGGUUUAAUUCCUUUCUUUUCUUACUACGGUUAUGUCAUCUUAUUCAUCUGGUUCUACCCAGAAGUCAUCACGGUACACGGUUUCCCAUUGGUUAUCUCCAUUGGCUGUACAGUAGCCUUCUGUGUGGGUAGAAUCAUCUUAGCUCACUUGACCUUGCAGGAUUUCCCAUUUGUUCAAGUGCCAAUGUAUGUUCCACUUUUGCAAUUGGCCGUCACCAAAAUUUUGAUUACCCUCUAUGGCUAUGACUACGAUGACACAUUGCUAGCUGUCAGUUGGCUCGGUAUGGGUGUCACAUUGGGUAUCCACGGUGUUUUUAUUGCCGAUAUCAUCUACGAAAUCACCACCUACUUGGACAUCUACGCUUUGUCUAUCAAACACAAGAGAGCUUAG